UCCCCAAUUUUGCAACAACAGCGACGUUGGGGCCGCGCAGCUGUUGGGGUUCGUCGGAUUUGGUGAAUCAGUUCAAACGAAUCGAAGCAACGGAAAGCAUAAAUUUUCAAUUGUGCGCUCGUAAUCGCGUUCUGGAAAAAAACUCGUUGGUUGUUUUAGUGAUUAGCAAGUCUAAUUAUUUGUUCGGUAGUGAUACAAAGUCAGAAAUCAAGACACGCAAGCAAAUUUGUGGCAGGGGACUAACUUAGCUGAGAAUAACCGGUUUCCGGGGGGGAGACAUAGCAGUACAAAAAUGGCAAGGGUGGUGAAAGUGAAUUGCGCAUCAGUCGCCAUUUUCGCAAUUUUAUUGCUAAGCGAAAAUUUUGGAUGCAGUGAAGCAAAGCGCGUUUUGACCAGCAACAAUCGCAAGACUGGCGGUGGACGCACUAGCAGUAGUGGACACGUGACCAAACCAAGCUACCCGACACAAAGCAGCAACGGUGCAAGCAACUCGCAUGCAGACCUUGCUAAACUUAGCUAUUCUGGGUAUAAUUCCGCGCCCAAUCGGCCAGCAUCCGCAGCAGGAAGUGGUGCCACAAAUUCCCAACCAAUUGGCUGGAACGUACCAAAAUCUCAAGGACCACCCCCUUCUUACUCAGCUUCUAAUCCUGCGGGCGGUGCGCAUACAAACAUGCACGAGGCUCCACCAGCUUAUCGCCCAAACAAUGCCGCACCACCCAGUUAUGGCAGCGCAACCAAUGUACACACUCCAAUAAGCGCCACUAAUACGCAUGGCGUGCAGAGCUCCUACCCCGGCGCUACGUACCAUUCCCCUGGCGCGUUGCCAGCGGGAGCCACUUAUUAUUCAUCACCUGGUCAACUACCUGCAGGUGCAAGUUAUCACUCUCCUGGCUCACUACCACCAGGUGCAACCUACUAUCCAUCUUCGGGACACAUGCCUGUAGGAGGCGGUUACUAUCCUUCUGGGGGCCAUAUGCCAGCCGGUGGGGGUUACUAUCCGGCUGGAGGCGGCGUACCUGCAGGUGCCACUUAUGUUGCUCCUGGCGCUGCAUUACCCCCCGGUGCUGUCAUGUACUCAUCACCACCACAGCAAACAUCAUCUGGAUUAGGAUUUGGAUCAGGAUUGGCCGCGGGCGCAAUUGGUGGCGCUAUCCUUGGUCAUGUACUUACACCCACAAAUACUCGCGUGGUGGAAUCUGCACCGGCUGCUGCCGCUGGGCAGUCUGGUAACAAUGACGAUAAAAUCAUCAUCAUCAACAACGGUCCGCCAGGCUCGGUGACCACAACAAACGCAGGCGGCGCAACUGUAAUAACCACUGGCGUCGCAGGAGAAAAUGGUACCCAACCAGCUGCGGUACCGGCACCAGUUCCGGCUCCAGGCGCUGCACCAGCUGAUCCCGCAAUACCCCACGUACCUUUAGCCCCCAUGGGCGAUAAUAUUGCAGCGCAAGCGACAAACGGCACAACCGAACAACCAGCAGCACCCGCACCAGCCGGUGAACAACCAGCACCUGCACCAGCUGGCGAACAACCCCCACCAGGUGGUAUAAUUUGUGUGCCCGUACGUAUUAACGAAACUGAUCCGGCAGAUAACAGCAAAAUGAUUGAAGUCGAGAAAAUUGCUUGCUACCCAGCCCCCCCACCACCACCGCCCGCAGGGACUGGCGCUGAAAUGAACGGCACUGCACCGAUGAUGCCGCCAGCUGACGCAGGUAGUGCACCCUUAGCACCGCUAAGCCCGGUCACUGCAGCCUCACAGCAAUUGCAAGCAAGUCCAACGCAAGCACCAUUGAUGCCCGACAAUACUUCGGGGGGAACUAGUGGUGCUGCUUGGGUUAAUUACGCUCAUUGUAAUUCAUUUGCAGCUAUGCUGUUGCCAUUAAUGAUUGCUUUCUUUGGCAUGCGUUAAAUACGCGAAACUAAAAAUAGCAACAAAAGAUAAUAACCAGAAAAGACGGUAAAAUAAGAACAAAGUAAAAAAAUAAAAUAAGAACAAAGUAAAAAAAAAAAAUCAAUAUGCCUAAAGCGCUUGAGCUCAGUGAAAGACGUAAUACAACUAUUUUUAAAAAAUAUUAUUGGAAUUCGUAUACCUCUUUUUUAUAAAUAUAAUCACUAAUUUUUUGAAUCACGAAUCUCAACACAAUUUCAAGUGAAUUUGUGGUAUUUUACAAAUUUUGUAAAAUUAAGUUUUGUUAAAAAAUCUCAAAUAUUAAUCAUAAAGUAUUAGUACAAGUAAUAUAUGCUUUCAAUGUUGAAAACUUAUAGUAUUGUUAUAUAUUAUGUAUGUGUCACACAUUCUAAGAAAACAAAUCGGCCCAGUAUGACUGACUACAUGCAAGUCGUUAACCUGAAAAAUUACUCGUUUUAGCCAUUAAUUUAACCUUCAUGAUGUUCACAACAUGCUUCGAAUAAUCAAUGCGGUUUUUGUAUAUUAUAUAUGUAUUGUGCUUCUAGAAGUUGAAUAUGAAACUCGCGCCUUUGUUAUUUAGGGAAUUUUAAAUGCAGUCUGAAAAUCGCCGACUGGUUGCCUGUUAAAAAAUAAAUGAAAACAAUAGUCUUCGCAUGCAGGUAAAAGCAAUAAAUAGCAUUUUGUCUUUGUAUGCAUAUGUACAAUGAAUAUGUUCAAUGAAUAUCAAAACUAAUAAAAUUUUCAAUAGUCUAAUACAAAACUCUAGUAGUCAAUAUUUAUGCAGAUAUAUGUGCAUUGGUAAUUUCAUGUAAUAAGCACUAUUCAAUACAAUAAAACAACUAAUAUGCACCUUGCACUAACCGCAAA
Molecule: messenger RNA, 2776 nt
Organism: Rhagoletis pomonella (apple maggot)
Lineage: Eukaryota; Metazoa; Arthropoda; Insecta; Diptera; Tephritidae
Product: basic proline-rich protein-like
Exons: 2
Coding region: 293-1909 (538 amino acids)
Source: RefSeq, a predicted model, not a curated record